UAUCGCCGCGCCCCUUCCAGCUCUGACACGUCAUCGAGGUCAGACAGACAAGACCGGAGUAAAGAUGGCGACAGCCUACGAGAGCUUCAAACUGCACACAAGCCCUGAGAAAUUUUACAUAGAAGCCUGCGAUGAUGGAGCUAAUGAUGUUCUCGUCAUCGACAGGGUGUCUACGGAAAUGACCCUCGCAGCUAAGAAAGAUAUCCCUCCCUCUUCUGUCACUAGACCAAUAUGUGGAAUUAUGGGAACAAUUCGUCUGGUUGCAGGCAUGUAUCUUAUCAUAAUUACCAAAAAGAAAAAGGUUGGAGAUUUAUUCGGUCACAACAUCUGGAAGGCUACAGAAUUUGACAUCAUUUCUUACAAAAAGACUGUGCUGCACUUGACAGAUAACCAGCUCACAGAGUUUAGAGAAUGGAAGCAGAUGCAAGAUAACAAGUGUUUCUUAGCAAUGCUCAACAACGUAUUGAACACAGAUGGGUUUUACUUUGCUACCAACUAUGACUUGACACACUCCUUACAGCGGUUGUCCAACACCAGCCCAGAGUUUCAAGAAAUGAGCCUACUGGAAAGGGCAGAUCAGAGGUUUGUGUGGAACGGGCACCUUCUGAGAGAGUUCACAGCACAGCCAGAGCUCCACAAAUUUGCAUUCCCAGUGCUCCAUGGAUACAUUGUAGUGAAAUCUUGCUGUAUUAAUGGAAAAUACUUUGACUGGGUCAUUAUCUCGAGAAGAAGCUGUUUCAGGGCUGGGGUGCGAUACUAUGUCAGAGGUAUUGAUUCGGAAGGUCAUGCUGCUAAUUUUGUUGAAACAGAACAAAUAGUCCAGUACAGUGGAAGCAAAGCUUCAUUUGUGCAGACUCGUGGAUCAAUGCCAUUUUUCUGGUCACAAAGACCAAACCUCAAGUACAAACCAAAGCCACAGAUCAGCAAAACUGUCAAUCAUAUGGAUGGCUUCCAGAGACAUUUUGAUUCACAAAUUAUCAGCUAUGGAAAACAAGUUGUUUUAAACUUGAUAAACCAGAAGGGCUCUGAAAAUCCACUGGAGCAGGCUUUUGCAAAAAUGGUGACGAGCCUGGGUAAUGGAAUGGUGAAGUACAUAGCAUUUGAUUUCCACAAGGAGUGUAGCCAAAUGAGAUGGGAACGACUUCAGAUUUUAGUGGAUCGGGUUGCGGAGAUGCAGGAUGAGUUUGGUUACUUCAUGGUGGAUUCAGAUGGGAAGGUCCUGAUGCAGCAGGAAGGCACAUUCCGUAGCAACUGCAUGGACUGUCUGGAUCGGACUAACGUGAUUCAGAGCCUGUUGGCACGUCGCUCUUUGCAAUCACAGCUACAGAGACUUGGAGUUCUUCAUGCUGGACAAAGGAUUGAAGAGCAAGAUGAUUUUGAAAAUAUAUACAAGAAUGCAUGGGCAGACAAUGCUAAUGCAUGUGCCAAACAGUACGCUGGGACAGGGGCCUUGAAGACUGAUUUUACAAGGACUGGCAAGAGGACUCAAUGGGGGCUGGUCAUGGAUGGCUGGAACUCGAUGAUCAGAUACUACAAGAACAACUUUUCAGAUGGUUUCAGACAAGAUUCCAUAGAUCUGUUCCUUGGUAACUAUGCUGUGGAUGAAGCUGACAGCUCAACACCUCUCCAUGUGCAAAAGGACUGGAAGUUCCUAACUUUGCCUAUCAUCAUGGUGGUUGCAUUCUCCAUGUGUAUUAUAUGUCUCCUCAUGGCAGGUGACACUUGGACAGAGACCUUGGCCUAUGUGCUCUUCUGGGGAACAGCCAGCAUUGGGACCGCAGCCAUCAUUCUUUUUAAUGGCAACGAGUUUGUAGACACUCCGAAGCUUGUUCAGAAGGAAAAAAUGGACUGAAUCUGUGUGUGUGGAAAGCAGCUUGGUCACCAGGAUUCCUCUUUGCACACUUGGAGUCUGUACUGACCUGCUUUCCACACAUGGGAAAUAGGCUUUUUAUCCAGAUAUAAAAUAAAUUAAAAAAAAAAAGUUCAAUAUUUGCUGUUAAUGGUGGAGGUAUGCUUUUGGGAUCCAAGAGUUUAUUCUUUCUCUGAAAGGUAGAACAUCUCAUCAGUGUAUGGCACCUUACUAGGGUUAAUAUAAAUACUUGGUUUUGUCUUUAUCAAUUUCCAGAUCUAACGUAGACACACACAUAUUAUGUUUCUAAUAAUCCUGUGUCUUUAUGUAUUGAUCUAAGUGUGUGUUACAGACCAGUAGAAGAAAUGUUAAUGCACAACUUACCUAAGCAAAGCUCAUAUGGUAAAAUAAAAGUUUGGGCAGCAUAUAGAUUGCUAUAUACCUGUGUCCCAAGCAUGUUUAGAUGGAAGUCUCUACCACUGGCAUAGUAACCAGGAAACCUUGCACUAAUAUUAGCUAUGACUAAUGGUUUUAUGAGCUACAUAAAAGAACACAAUACCCAUAACUAGUCUAUAUAAAGAUAUGUAUCUUCCAUAAGUAACAAUUGUUUUUUUUUUAUAUAUCCCUGUAAGUUGCCAUGUUGUUGGGAUAUUCUGUUCUGUACUUGUGAAUACCUUUCCUUUCUGGUAAUCGGUUUUAGAGCAUAUUUGAUUUUGCUUCUCAGAGUGAGGUGGUUUUAGCUUUCGGUUACUAAGCUGUAGUGUUGGUUUUUGUCUUAACUUUUUUUUUUUUUUUUUUUUUUUUGGACACUGCUUGUCCAGUGCAGUUAUCUAAUCUCAUCUGUCUUCCCAAUAUGUUUCUGUGCAAUGGAGGGGAGUAUCCACAAGUGUAUAUUAUAUAUUAAUAAUGUAUAUUAUAGUAUAAGCUGUUUCAUUCUGAUACUGGUAACAGGAUGAAAGAAUUAGAGAAUGUAAAAUCAGUUGCUAUGCCUUUUAUUUAUCUUUCCUUUUUAAUUCAGAAAUCCAAAGCAUAAUGUAUAUUGACAGUAUUAACAUAAUUGUUGUAUUGUUUUAUUUUCCAGUCAGCUUUUUCUAUUUAUUGACACUUACUUAGCUUACUUUAGUGUGUCUUGGGAACUCUGGUAUAUUUCAAGGUACACAUAACCUGCAAUAUAUAUUUUCUCUGCAUGGCAUUCAUAUUCUUUUAUAAUAAGCUGUUUACCAUUCAAAAUAAGAGGCUUUAUUUAUUACAGAAGGUUUUUGUUGGGGUUUGAGUCUAAGCUGGAAGGAGGUACAAAUUGGCACUGGUAAGGAACUGCUAAUUCUUGCGACCAACUCAAGCUGGUCUUCAAUGUGAUCUCUAAAACAAAAAUAACUUUUUUUUUUUUAAAUGUUAUUUGUAGUUAAAUCUAUGUAUAUUCUAGAUAGAUUCUUGUAAUUACAUAUGCAGUACAAAUUAAUGUCACUGCAAAUUAAAAAUACAAGUAGAGCUGGCAGAUAUGUGCACAUCUGGUCCCAUCAUAUUAUUGAUUGACAUUUUUUAUUGUGUUGUGUUACAUGUUCCCAUGUGUUGCUGCAACUGGUUACGUAAGCUGUGUGCAUUGUU
Molecule: messenger RNA, 3454 nt
Organism: Polyodon spathula (Mississippi paddlefish)
Lineage: Eukaryota; Metazoa; Chordata; Actinopteri; Acipenseriformes; Polyodontidae
Product: phosphatidylinositol-3-phosphatase SAC1-B-like
Exons: 21
Coding region: 65-1852 (595 amino acids)
Biological process (GO): phosphatidylinositol dephosphorylation
Cellular component (GO): endoplasmic reticulum
Molecular function (GO): phosphatidylinositol-4-phosphate phosphatase activity
Source: RefSeq, a predicted model, not a curated record